GUUGGGAAGAAUGAAACCCAUCAUUCUUCUUCUCCUCCUAGUUCCUCCCCUGUAGAGGCGCAAAUGGUCUCCGCAAUCGAACAAAAAGUCGAGACCUUGACCUUCUAGACUGAUCAUGACUUUUACCCACCAGACCUUUCAUUCAUUCAAUUAGUCAAAUUACCAUUGUUAUCAUUUACAAAUCUUCUCAUCCCUUUUUCCAAAACCAAACCCCUGUAACUCGAAACCAACCAGAGAAGAAGAAGAGGAAUGGAAUCAGCGAAAUCCGCCAGCCUGGGCAGCUCUCUGCUCGUGCCUUCCGUCCAGGAGUUGAUCAAGACCGAAAUCGGCGCCGUCCCGCCCAGAUACUUGCGCCCUGAUCAAGACCAGCCCAUCGUUUCCGACGCCGAUGUUCCGAUUGUUGAUUUGGGUAAGCUGGUUGAUGAAGCCACCAUGGAUUCCGAGCUCGCCAUCCUCCACUCCGCCUGUAAAGAUUGGGGCUUUUUCCAGCUGGUAAACCAUGGAGUAAGCUCUACUGUGGUGGACAACAUGAAGACACAAGUUCAAGAAUUCUUCAACCUCCCAAUGGAAGAAAAGCAAAAAUUCUGGCAAUCACCAGGAGAAGUGGAAGGUUUCGGACAGUCAUUCGUUGUCUCCGAGGAGCAGAAGCUCGAUUGGGCCGAUCUCUUCUUCCUCGUCACUCAGCCUCCACAACUCAGGAAGCCUCAUUUGCUCCCGAAGCUCCCCCUUCCUUUCAGGUCUCAUACAUCAUUAUCCGUUCGAUUGGAUUAGGGGGUUGAAUUUCUCACAGUGUCUGAUCUGUUGGGUCUGUUUCCACAGGGACACAUUGGAGAGCUACUCCCUCGAGGUAAAGAACCUGGCAGGCAAAGUACUGGACCAAAUGGCGAAAGCCUUGCAGAUGAAACCAGAGGAGAUGAAGGACAUUUUCUCAGGGAACAUAAGGCAGACAAUGAGGAUGAACUACUACCCUCCGUGCCCCCAGCCCGACAAGGUCAUCGGCCUGACACCCCACUCCGACGGCACUGGCCUCACCAUCCUCUUACAAGUGAAUGAAGUUGAAGGCUUGCAGAUCAAGAAAGACGGGAACUGGGUACCGGUUAAGGUCCUUCCCAACGCGUUCGUGGUCAAUGUCGGUGACAUCGUCGAGAUCAUAACCAAUGGGGUGUACCGGAGCAUCGAGCAUCGGGCGACGGUGAACUCGGAGAAGGAGAGGCUGUCGAUUGCUAGUUUCCAUUCUCCUAGGUUUGAUGGUGAGAUUUACCCUGCACCGAGCUUGGUGUCUGGCGAGACGCCUGCCUUGUUCAGGAAUGUGAGCGUUAAGGAGUUCUUUAAGGGGCUAUUCUCUCGUGAGCUUCAGGGGAAGUGUUACCUCGAUACCUUGAGAAUCUAAUGAGGGUUGGAAAUGGCCCUACGAAAGCAUCCUUUCAGGUUUGCUUGCAGCUUGUUCUUGCAUGAGUAACAGAAAUGUACCGUAUUUUGGGUUUGCUUGUAUAAUAUUGGGGUAAAAAAAUGCAAGAAUGCCAUUGAACUUUUUGUCGUUGUUAAUACAUCAGUUUGUUAUUUUUA
Linum tenue is the source of this 1566-nucleotide messenger RNA. NCBI's taxonomy places the organism in Eukaryota, Viridiplantae, Streptophyta, Magnoliopsida, Malpighiales, Linaceae. The record is from the annotation of a GenBank genome assembly.